UCUAUACACGUACCCCUUUAACGGAAGCCACCACCGUCGAGAGAGAGCCCUACUUCUCGAGCAGACAGCGCUUCGCUCUGCAAGGAUGUGGAGGCAGAGUCAUAAACCAACCAAACUAUUCCACAGGGCACAAAGAUGUCGACCAAGAGCUCUUGCACUACUAGCUUUGUUCCUUGUCGCUUCCACGCUGCUUCUUUGUGGAAUCAAAGGAAAACCUAGUUCCCAAUAUGAUCCUCCGAAGCUAAAACGGAGCAGAACCCGAACUUCCACCCAAUUUCGGCCUACAGUGGAGUAUACAAAUGGGACUGACUUGAUAUGGCAGAUACCGGAGUCGCCCAAGGCGGUGUUGUUUAUAGCUCAUGGCUGCAAUGGAAGGGCAGCCAACUUUUGGGACAGAUCCCCUGGCUGCCCAUAUUGCGUUGGUUUCCCAGAAGAGAGGCUGAUAGUCCUUCAUGCCCUGGAUCGGAGAUUCGCGGUUCUCAGCAUUUCCAGUUCCCGGAAAUGUUGGUCGCUUGGGAAGGAGAAGCAUGUUGUCAAAUGGAUAACCACAUGGUGGAUUGAGAGAAAUAAGCUGGAGAAGCUUCCUAUCAUGGCACUAGGGGCUUCAUCCGGUGGGUACUUCGUUUCUGCCCUUGCUGCCGAGAUGAGGUAUAAGAGCAUUGUGCUUAUGAUUGCAGAAGGGGUGUUCGAUACUAUGGGUAUACCAGAGGGUUAUCCUCCCACACUCUUUGUGCACAUGCCUAAAGACCAGCGCAGGAUGAGAUUGAUAGAAAGGAACAUGGAAGCACUGAGGCGGAAGGGUGUUCGUGUCAAGGAGGUCAGGUGCUUGGAAUUCCCCUUGUCUCCAAACUUCUUGUCGGAUAGGAUACUGGGGUUGAACCAGACAAUGGCUGUCAAGCUAAUUCGGAUGUUCUCGGAGAAGGGCUUCCUCGAUGAGAAUGGGUAUAUGAGAAAAGAUGGGCGAGCGACUCGUUGGAAGCAAGCUCUCAGGGAAAGGGGAUUUCCAUUGGAGAAGUAUGAAUUGCUUAAUCAUAUCCAGGAGGAGUUAAAUCUUGCAUAUGGAUACCAUGAGAUGACUAGUUUGCAGACUGAUGAUAUUUUUGACUGGUUUGAAUCUUAUAUGAAUUAGUGGAUAGUUUGUAUCUUAAGCUCCAUUAGCACUAUUUACUGUUUCAUUGCAUUUUCACUUAUAUGUGUAUAUAUAUAUAUAUAUGUGUUCAUUGGCACAUAUAUUUCCUACAA
Phoenix dactylifera (date palm) is the source of this 1242-nucleotide messenger RNA. RefSeq lists its product as uncharacterized. The record is from RefSeq and is a predicted model, not a curated record. Lineage: Eukaryota; Viridiplantae; Streptophyta; Magnoliopsida; Arecales; Arecaceae.